This is a messenger RNA of Desarmillaria tabescens, 1620 nucleotides long. RefSeq names its product zinc-finger of mitochondrial splicing suppressor 51-domain-containing protein. Bases 1 to 1620 code for a protein of 539 amino acids. The transcript has 5 exons. Lineage: Eukaryota; Fungi; Basidiomycota; Agaricomycetes; Agaricales; Physalacriaceae. The record is from RefSeq and is a predicted model, not a curated record.
AUGGCCUUUACGCUCGCAUGUCGAAGGUCGACACCGCGACUAUUGACGUCUAUUGGGCCAGCGUAUAGCACCAGCAUCGUUCAAGCCGCACCUCGGAGGCACUUUUUUAAUUUCUUCCGUCGUUCGAAAAAAAAAACUGGCCAUGUCCCGCCCCCCGACCCAAUACCCAUCCUGACAGAGGAUAACCUCUUUCACCCGUUUUCCAAGUCGCCUAUUCCUGCAGUACGCGCCAGAGGAGAGGUCAUCCAAUCAAUGUCCCCGUGUCCUGUCUGCUCCUCCCAGGACCGCGAUACGCACGUACAUAUCGAGGCCCAGCCGAAAACGGUCCAGUUCGAAUGUCCGGACUGUGGCUGGCCUACUCACUGUUCAGAAGAGCAUUGGAAGGAAGACAAGGAGCAUGAAAAAUAUUGCUCGCGGCUUCGGGAGGCAAAUGAGGACGAGCAUGAUCUACGUAGUGGGCGGAAGAUGUGGGAGUUUGAGAUGCCCGGACCCCAGGGAUACGAGGAAGCCGUGUCGUUUUCCAAUUGGGACAUUUUCUGGUACACGCGAGGUUUUCCGUCCAUGGACACUGAACGCUCCCGACGACAUGCUAGUAAAUUGUUAAGUUAUCCUAUGACUAUUGGGAGUGUUCUGCAUCAGCAUAGCAGUCUCAUGUUGAACAAUCAGCGAUUAACGCCAGAGGGAAGUCGGUCAAUGGCCGCAAUUCGGUCUACUCUUCAUACACCUACUGGAGCACCCGAGACGCAAGAAGCGACAGUAGGAAAGCCCCAAGUCCGUAUCUUCAUUCUGGGGGCGCGUGCAGAGUCUUCACUUCCGCCUCACGUCUGGGAACAACUAGGAUUCUUAUUCCCUGCCGCCAACUUCCAACUGCUAUUUAUCGGUCCCCAGGUUUCUCUCCCCAAGGACAUCCAAAAUCCUCCUAAUCCGAAAUCUGAGGAGAGCGCUCCAGCUUCUGAGACUUACACGCCUUCUGACGCGAAAUCAGAGGAUGCUACACCAUCCUCUGAGGCUUCUACACGAGCCCAGGGGACUCCCAGGAGGUGGCCGAGCAAGGAAGAAGAGAAACCGCUAUAUGUUCCCAACAUAUACCAGCCUCCGGUCCCUGCGCCCAUAGUUCCUCAUAAACGUACGCGUGCAUCUCUAAAUCGCUAUAAUGUCCCUUCCUACACGACACCAUACACGUACCAAAUGACUCUUACCGGCCUACAGACCAACUACAAGGACGUACAUCCUCUGUUCGAAGAGACGCUAGAUCCUUACAGUGACUGCUUCUUCUUCUUCUCCCCGGGAUUCGGUUUCCCAUCCCAAACAUCCAUGGACGAAAAUGGCGAGCCGCUUCUACAGAUCUCCUCUCCGACAGAAUGGGGGCCUGUCCUACCGAUGCUCCUCGCCUCGAAAUGCCCGAUUUUCGUCACCGGUUUCUCACCUGCAGAUGUGGAACGCGAUAUAAAGUCGCUUUCGACGGCGCCAGGCGUGGCAGGCGAGUUCGACGAGAAAUGGGAGGUUGCAGACUUCGAUCCCCGAGUCAUGGUGAAGACGAAUUGGGGCAUAUGGGCAAUCCGAGGCAAGAGUAGGGAUAUUCAAGAAAGGAGUUUCUUCAGUAGACUGUUCGAAAAGUAG